ACCGUUGUUAUUUAAUAUUCAUUGUAUGUUAAAGUUUGAACUUUCCCUUAGUAGCGAACACUACAUCAUCGGACUGCACGAGUGGCGCGGAAGCCAGUUCGACGUUGAAUGCGUCGUGGAGGCGGCGCGCGCGCAGCACGGACGCGGAGCUGGAGGCGACGGGCAGCCCGGCGGUCGCGCGCCGCCGCACCCGGCACGCCGCCAGGCUCAACAUGGGCGCCUCCACCGACGACAUACACGUCUGCAUCAUGUGCAUGCGCGCCAUCAUGAACAAUAAGUAUGGCUUUAACAUGGUGAUCCAGCACCGAGAAGCGAUCAACAGCAUAGCGCUCUCGCUGGUGCACCACUCGCUACGUACCAAAGCCCUCGUGCUGGAGCUGCUGGCGGCCAUAUGUCUGGUGAAGGGCGGCCACCAGAUCAUACUGUCAGCCUUCGACAACUUCAAGGAAGUGGUCGCCGAGCCCAGGCGGUUCCACACUCUCAUGGAAUAUUUCAUGAACUACGACCAGUUCCACAUAGAGUUUAUGGUGGCAUGUAUGCAGUUCGUGAACAUCAUAGUACAUUCCGUGGAGGAUAUGAACUUCCGUGUACACCUGCAGUACGAAUUCACGGCGCUCAAGCUCGACGACUAUUUAGAAAGACUGCGACACUGCGAGAGCGAGGAUCUGCAGGUGCAAAUAUCGGCCUAUCUAGACAACGUGUUCGAUGUAGCCGCCCUCAUGGAGGACAGCGAGACGAAGACCGCCGCCUUAGAGAAGGUCAACGAGCUCGAGGAUGAGUUGGGCCAUGCGCACGAGAGGCUGGCGGCGUUAGAGAGGGAAGCGAUAGGUAAACUGGCGACGCUCGAAGCGGAACUGGCGCAGGCUCGCGCCGAACGAGACCAACUGGCUGAAGCCAGGCGGCAAGUCGUUGAAGAGGUAUCGACGCUAAGGCGAGCGCAACAGGACUCUAGAAAUAGACAAUCGAUGCUCGAAUCGAAAGUUCAAGAGUUGGAAACUCUUACCAAGUCAUUACCCAGAGGGGCGUCAAGUAAGAGGAGCUUUAAUUAUAUUUUUUUAUAUACAAACUUUUUGUUAGUUUGGUUCUCUGAAACGACUGGAUGAAUAUACAAUUAUUUACGUAUCUAUGCGGAAGACUAAAUUUCAAAGCGUCUGAAUCGCGCCGGGUACGAGUGAGACAGAUGCCCAAUGUGUGAGAUUUUAAAUUUUACGCUCAUUUAAACAAGACUCAUAAUACAUUUUAAUCAGAAGACGUAUUCUAUUUCUCCAAAUACGAAUUAUUCACUUCUACAAUUUCCAAAAAAAAAAAACGUAUUUUUUCAAUAAUGUAUGUUGCAAUUGGUGUAGGAACUGUGUGCUCGUUCAAAUGAUUAUUUAUCUUUUAAUCAAUUUGCUAUUUGUAAUCGAACUUCAAAAGCAUUUAUCGAUAUAGAAACACAGGGAUUGAUGUUUACUUCUACGACGAGAGUAUUUUUUUUUUUUGGAAUUUAAUAAUAUUUUACUGUUUUCAUAAUAGGAAUAACGACUAACUUGUGUUUGUUUGUCCAUUAGGUAUAUUAUUGAAGAAACACAUAUUUUUAGUGUAAUCGAUGAAUUACGGCAAUACAUUGAGUUGAUAUGUCGCAU
This is a messenger RNA of Diatraea saccharalis (sugarcane borer), 1625 nucleotides long. NCBI's taxonomy places the organism in Eukaryota, Metazoa, Arthropoda, Insecta, Lepidoptera, Crambidae. The record is from the annotation of a GenBank genome assembly.